UGGAAAAGAUGGCGGAUGUUCAGUUGGCACCUUUAAGAACCAUCGGGGAUUUCUUAUUGGAAUCUGCACGCUUUCAGAUCCCAAACAUCAAAGACCCAGAAAAAUGGGCCAAUCGAGUGCUGAACAAUCUACUUUACUAUCAAACCAACUAUUUCCUAACAGCGAUAAUAGCAUUUUUAAUCAUAGGAAUUAUUCACCCAGUCAAGAUGGUGUGUGGGUUUGUAGCUAUUUCGGUGGCGUUUGGAGGGUUUGUGUAUUGCACAAGUUCUCAGUGGAAGGCAAGAAGGUUCAAGCGAGACCAUCCAAUCAUAAGUGUGAUUGUCAUCCUCCUCGCCGGUUACCUGUUAGUGUAUAUGGUCGGAGCUGUUAUUGUUUUCAUGUUUGGGAUUGCCUUCCCAUUGCUGUUGAUUUUGAUACAUGCCUCUCUUCGUAUGAGAAACAUUAAGAACAAAGUUACAAACAAGCUGGAAUAUGUGGGACUGAAGCGUACACCCAUGGGCAUCAUUCUGGAAGGUCUGGGCCAAGAACAAGAGGCUGGAUCGUAGACACCCUCCAAUAAAACAUACCAGGAUCUUUUAUUUAUUGUCGGAAAGAAUUAUGUACAAAAUAGCUUAAUCCUCAUAGGUCAUAAAAUGUUAAUUUAUCUCCAAUUUACUUUGUAGUUUUUAAUGAGAAUUGUUGUGGUGGUGUUUUUUGCUAUGCUAAUUUUAUAAAGAUAAUAAUACUACAUGUAAUCCAACAUCUUUUUUGAAAGGUAUUAUUGUAAUGGAAUUCUAAUUUAUUUAGUAAUAACUAAUAUGAUCAUUUUGUUUUUAUAAUUAACUUUUUUGCUUAUAAUGCAUUGUUUUCAUAUUUAUGUACUGGUAUGCAACUAUCUUGUUAAAGAUAAAACACUCACAUUUCUUGCCUUGUAGAUGAUAUGGUAUGUUCGACAUUGUGUACAUGUAUAUUGUUUACGCAUUUCAUGUAAAUCAUACAAGUUAGAACUUUUUAUGAGAUAAAUUAUCAUACAAAUAUUUAUGUAACAAUUAGUGAUGAAUUAUAAAAAUAAUAUCUAAAAAGGUUAUCUUCUCAAAGAAAGUAAUUUAAAGGCUUUUAGCUUGCAGCAUGUUGAAACCAGUAAGUCUGCUGUGAGGCAAUAUAAUUAUGAACAAUUUCUGAUGAUUUGUGUAUACAUGUGUAUUUAUGAUGAUAAACAAUACAAUAGAGGAUUACCUAUUUGUGCAAUAUUUGAAAGACUCCAAUUGUUUUACAUUAUUUAACUUGUUUAUCAUUAUGAUGCAUUUGAUUUUCAAUUUAGUUUUAAGGCAUUACAUAGUGAAAAAACCGAAUUGCUUGAAGUUUAAACUUACAUUCUUUGAAGAUAUAAUCUUGGCGUAUUAAUGUCUACUAACAUGUUUAAAUUGUAUACUGUUUUGUGUUGUAUUAAGAAGUAUUUGAAUCUGCCAAAGUUUUUCAAUUUUAAAUUACAUGUGUUAAAUUCUCAUAUUAUUACUAUAAUUGUUUUUAUAUGUAAAGAAGCAUUAUCGUAUUGUUGCCUUUAUGCCAAUUGUGUGUGCAGUUUGUUUUGUUGUUCAAAGGUAGAACUACAGGAUCUGUAACAAAUUAUGCUCAAUGCAUGUGAUUGCUUUUACUAAUCAAUAUGUUGAGGUACUGGAACAAUAACCUUAUUACCUAUGUUUAAUAGCUUAAUGCUCAAACAAUACUGAACUUUUCAAAGAACAUGCAACCCAGUUGAAUUGGGUAAUGUGAUAGCAGGAAGUGAGUGCUCUACAUAAGAAGGGUAUUGGAGUAAGUGCCCUUUAAACUUGUUAAAGUAUUAUUUAGAAAUUUUAAGUAGGAGUUGCCAUUUCACUUAAGAAAAUUACAAACUAUUUGCCAGCAAUGAAAAUUGAAUCUGCCAAAAGGUAAAUUUAAGAAGAAAAAAAAGAUAACAUAUUUUUUCCAAAGGGGCAUAUCAACUGUUAAUACAGUAUGAUAAAUUAAAUAAUACGAUCAUCUUUUACUAAAUAUUUAUUUAUUGGCUACCUGACAUGUAUGUCUGGUUUUAAUAAACGCUCAAUAAAAAAGGGAAACUUUGCGGGUGCGGGAAAAUCAAGAGUAGAAAUAAAAAUUUUCUGAAUGAAAUGUACAUGAAGCAUCGCUUUAUGAUAUACACUAUCAAUAAUAGGACUAUAACAUUCUGUCCUUCUCUUGACAGGACUUAUUAUGUGAAUACUCUUAGCAGAUGGGUGGUGAAGCAGGCAGCUUUCAAUUCUCUAAUAUUGAAAUUUUCGGUUCAAGCACCCUCAAUUUUCAUUGAAUCUUCACCAAACUUAAUGAAAAUGUUUGUUGACAUUAAACGAAGGCCAGGUUGGAUAACCCGUAAAAAAAUUAGCCAUGCAUUUAUAUUAUUGGAAAAAAAGUACGUUUUAAAGCAGACUUAAGUGAAGCUCCCGAAAUACCAUUGACAAAUCAACCAAUCCUAUCCUUUACAGCUGAUGGUCAUGGAGUAAAGGGGUAAAAUGUUAUUUCUAACAGUUGAAUAAAUUGCUUAUUUUUCUUAAAUUUGUUUAAGAAUAAGCUGCUGAAGCUGUUAUCAGUUUAUAGAAUUUCAAACAAUUCCAUUGUGUAAUUCCUUUAACGUCGACCAUACAAAUCAACAAGUUUUAAUUUGUCAACAUUGAAAAUUGUUUGAGCUUUAAUAAUUUUAAUAAAUUAACACAAUAUUUGGUAAUGGUAUUUUAAAUCAUACCAGGUAAACGGCCUUAUUUGUUGUUUUGUGUAUUUAAGACGAUGUUAUUUAUUUGAUGCAACUAAUUUAUGUGAAACUGUCAGUUGUUUUAAUUAAUAGCACUGGUUUACUUUGUGAAUAUGUAUAUAUUUAAUGGGAACCAUUGUUUACAAGCCCGGUUUAAAGCGUGAAUUGUUAUAGUGUGACUUUAAUGCAUUUAAACACUUUUUAUGUCCCCCACUAUAGUAGUGGGGGACAUAUUGUUUUUGCCCUGUCUGUUGGUUGGUCUGUUGGUUGGUUUGCGCCAACUUUAACAUUUGCAAUAACUUUUGCAAUAUUGAAGAUAGGAACUUGAUAUUUGGCAUGCAUAUGUAUCUCAUGGAGCUGCACAUUUUGAGUGGUGAAAGGUCAAGGUCAUCCUUCAAGGUCAAAGGUCAAAUAUAUGGGUCAAAAUCGCUCAUUUAAUUUACACUUUUGCAGUAUUUCAAUAUUUAAGAAAGCAACUUGAUAUUUGGCAUGCAUGUGUAUCUCAUGGAGCUGCACAAUUUGAGUGGUGAAAGGUCAAGGUCAAGGUCAUCCUUCAAGGUCAGAUGUCAAAUAUAUGUGGCCAAAAUCGCUCAUUUUAUGAGUACUUUUGCAAUAUCGAAGAUAGCAACUUGAUAUUUGGCAUGCAUGUGUAUCUCAUGGAGCUGCACAUUUUGAGUGGUGAAAGGUCAAGGUCAUCCUUCAAGGUCAGAGGUCAAAUAUAUGUGGCCCAAAUCGCUAAUUUUAUGAAUACUUUUGUAAUAUUGAAGAUAGCAACUAGAUAUUUGGCAUGCAUGUGUAUCUCAUGGAGCUGCACAUUUUUAGUGGUGAAAGGUCAAGGUCAUCCUUCAAGGUCAAAUAUAUGGGUCAAAAUUGCUCAUGUAAUGUCACUUCUGCAAUAUUGAAGCUAGCAAUUUUAUAUUUGAAAUGCAUGUGUAUCUCAUGGAGCUGCACAUUUUGAGUGGUGAAGGGUCAAGGUCAUCCUACAAGGUCAAACAUCAUAUAGGGGGACAUUGUGUUUCACAAACACAUCUUGUUAAAAUUUCAUGUUUAUCAAUUACAUUAUUUUUGCUGGUCAAAAUGUGUUUUAAGUGGUACUUACACAUAAUUUAUUUGAGAAAAUUCUGCCAAGUUGUUUGAAUAUAUAGUGAUACUGUUCAGCUACAGCUUCAGUGGCCAUAUGUUUGAUUCCAUUUUCAAAUGCAUGCACUCUUAGUUGUUGUGGGUAGUAAAAUAAUUAAAUGUUGUCUUAGAUGUUCACCCAAAAAAAAACAAAACAACUGAAACUUUGUAUGUGUUUUCUCGUUCAGAUACCUACAAAGAUGUGUUUAAACAUUCAAA
This is a messenger RNA of Dreissena polymorpha, 4078 nucleotides long. RefSeq names its product PRA1 family protein 3-like. The record is from RefSeq and is a predicted model, not a curated record. The coding region runs from base 9 to 545 and encodes 178 amino acids. Lineage: Eukaryota; Metazoa; Mollusca; Bivalvia; Myida; Dreissenidae. Gene Ontology annotation, cellular component: membrane. The transcript is spliced from 3 exons.